AUGGUGAACGGUCCAGCUGAGCUUCGUAGAAAGUUGGUUAUUGUCGGUGACGGUGCCUGUGGUAAAACUUGUUUGUUGAUUGUUUUUUCUAAAGGUACUUUCCCCGAGGUAUAUGUGCCAACAGUUUUCGAGAAUUAUGUUGCUGAUGUUGAAGUUGAUGGUAGAAAAGUCGAGUUAGCAUUAUGGGAUACUGCUGGUCAAGAAGAUUACGAUAGAUUAAGACCUUUAUCCUACCCUGACUCGAAUGUGAUCUUGAUUUGUUUUUCGGUUGAUUCUCCAGAUUCGUUGGAUAAUGUAUUGGAGAAAUGGAUUUCAGAAGUCUUGCAUUUUUGUCAAGGUGUUCCUAUUAUCCUUGUUGGGUGUAAAUCCGAUUUAAGAGAUGACCCUCAUACGAUUGAAGCUUUGAGACAACAACAACAACAACCUGUUUCUACUGCAGAAGGUCAAUCUGUUGCACAGAGAAUCGGAGCUGCUGAUUAUUUGGAAUGUUCUGCAAAGACUGGUAGAGGUGUUAGAGAAGUCUUUGAAGCUGCUACUAGAGCUUCUUUGAAAACUAAAGAUAAGAAGGAAAAGAAGAAGAAGAAAUGUGUCAUUUUGUAA
Lodderomyces oxycetoniae is the source of this 600-nucleotide messenger RNA. RefSeq names its product Rho family GTPase (gene RHO1). Gene Ontology annotation, cellular component: cytosol. Gene Ontology annotation, biological process: small GTPase-mediated signal transduction. Gene Ontology annotation, molecular function: GTP binding; protein kinase binding; GTPase activity. Bases 1 to 600 code for a protein of 199 amino acids. The transcript has a single exon. The record is from RefSeq and is a predicted model, not a curated record. NCBI's taxonomy places the organism in Eukaryota, Fungi, Ascomycota, Pichiomycetes, Serinales, Debaryomycetaceae.